CUACUACUAUUUCUGCAUAUCACUACGUUUCCUGUCCCCAUGCAGGACCAGUGCUUCAUCAGUCCGGCCAGUUUGGUGUUUGUGUACCUGUUAUGCAGAGAGGCGGUCAACGAGGAUGUGUCUUCAGAGCAGGAGCUCCACGCUACCUUCCUCACUUGUCUCUACCUGGCGUACUCCUACUUGGGCAAUGAGAUCUCGUACCCGCUGAAACCUUUCUUAGUGGAGGCCAGCCGCGAUGCAUUCUGGGAGCGAGCGCUGGUGCUGAUUGACUGGUUGAGUGCUGAUAUGCUGCGAAUCAACGCUGACCCACAUUUCUUCACCGAGGUCUUUCAGGACCUGAAAAACCAGGGAGGAUCAAGGCAGAAGAAGAAAGAUGGUGAGAAGCAGGAGAAAAAAAGAGAGGACGACAGUCGAAAACUGAAAGUCAAGCGGGCGAAAGAGAAUGAGGGAGGAGAACAAAUUGAUGGUCUGGAUCGUUAGAGAUGAAAAAGAAAGUGAUAUGGAGUAAAACAAAGUAACACAUUAACAUGUAUUUGUUAAUGAGAGCUCACUCUUGUGAACGAAACCGUCUGUACCUGCAGCGUUAACACAAUCACCAUGGCGACUGAAGUUCAGAUGUCUCAACAGUUGGGUUGACUGUGACCUUUGACUUCCUGCUCAAAACAAAGUCAACAUUGUAUGGCAUGCUCUCAUUCAAACCAACAGUAUCCUCUGAAUCUAGAAGUAGAUGAAUUUCCAUGGCAAUUUGACACAUAAUCUCAAUCCAUAAUUUGUUUCUUUGAAUAGCUGAAGAAGAAUUCAUGUGUUAAGACGGAAUGUAUUUAUUAAUCACCAUAGAGAGUAAACCCAUCAGUUAAAGAACAGCUUAAUUAAAGGAUGUGACGUGAGAUUGUAGUUGGUAUCUAAGCUUCCGGGAUCUCCAGGCUAGAGACUGUUGAGCAGGUCUUGAGGAUCCUUCAUUCUGGCUAUCUAUUUUAAUAAGCUAUAAUUUGAAAUAAUUGACAUGGUUCUGUUUACACUUUGAUAAAUAAAUAGUCGGGAUUAAAUAAUUGCAAAAGCCGAGAUGAGAAGCAAACCAACGUGUUGUAACCUUGUGAUCAGCUGAUGUGAGUUUGAUGUUUUCUGUCCCGUUUUCAUGUCAUAAGGCUGAAUCUUACACCAGUCUGGUUAACUGAAGUGUGCAAAGUGUUUUAAUAUAGAAAUCCAACCACUCUCCUAACGACUCAAAUGUCUGUCGCCUCUUAUUUCCGGUGUCUUAUUUCCACUGUCAUGUGAUCUGUGCUAGUCUCUCUUCUCUGACCCAUCAAUUCUGUUCUAAAAUGUAGCCAUAUUUGAUAAAAUUAUAAUGGUUGGUCCAUGCGU
Messenger RNA from Gasterosteus aculeatus aculeatus (three-spined stickleback), 1362 nucleotides. Lineage: Eukaryota; Metazoa; Chordata; Actinopteri; Perciformes; Gasterosteidae. The record is from RefSeq and is a predicted model, not a curated record.